AUGUCUUCAAAUCGAAAAAAGACACACUUUCGACCAUGCAUCGACCUUCACAAUGGCCAGGUGAAACAGAUUGUUGGCGGCACGCUUUCGGAGACGGACCCGAGCACGCUCAAGACGAAUUUCGUUGCCAGUCGUCCUUCUACUCACUACGUCGAGUUGUACCGGAAGCAUGGCCUCGAGGGCGGCCAUAUCAUCAAGCUCGGAAGUGGCAAUGACGAGGCCGCACGGCAAGCAUUGCAUGCAUGGAAAGGCCAUUUACAGAUUGGAGGAGGCAUUGAUGAUAAGAAUUGCCGUGAGUGGCUAGACGAAGGAGCGAGCAAGGUGAUUGUCACGUCCUACCUCUUUCCCGAGGGGAAGUUCUCCCUGGAGCGGCUGCAACGCAUGUCUUCUUUGGUCGGCGAGGACAAGCUGGUCAUUGAUGUCAGCUGUCGACGCAGAGGGGAUAAAUGGCUCGUCGCCAUGAACAAAUGGCAGACCAUCACAGACAUGGAGGUCAAUAAAGAGGCCCUUGAUAUGCUCUCGGAGUACUGCAGCGAAUUCCUAAUACACGCUGCGGACGUCGAAGGGCUGUGUCAGGGCAUCGACGAGGAACUUGUAGCAAAACUUGGGCAAUGGGUCAAUAUACCGACGACAUAUGCCGGUGGAGCCAAAAGCAUUGAGGACUUGGCCACAGUCAAUGAGCUUUCCGAAGGAAAGGUUGACCUUACUUACGGCAGUUCCCUUGAUAUUUUUGGAGGCACAUUGGUCAACUUUGAAGAUCUUGUUCAGUAUGAGGAAGCUGCAGAGUGA
Laetiporus sulphureus 93-53 is the source of this 789-nucleotide messenger RNA. Its product is annotated as Phosphoribosylformimino-5-aminoimidazole carboxamide ribotide isomerase. The coding region runs from base 1 to 789 and encodes 262 amino acids. The transcript has 10 exons. The record is from RefSeq and is a predicted model, not a curated record. Gene Ontology annotation, biological process: L-histidine biosynthetic process; L-tryptophan biosynthetic process. Gene Ontology annotation, cellular component: cytoplasm. Lineage: Eukaryota; Fungi; Basidiomycota; Agaricomycetes; Polyporales; Laetiporaceae. Gene Ontology annotation, molecular function: 1-(5-phosphoribosyl)-5-[(5-phosphoribosylamino)methylideneamino]imidazole-4-carboxamide isomerase activity.